Molecule: messenger RNA, 582 nt
Organism: Lathyrus oleraceus (garden pea)
Lineage: Eukaryota; Viridiplantae; Streptophyta; Magnoliopsida; Fabales; Fabaceae
Exons: 1
Coding region: 1-582 (193 amino acids)
Molecular function (GO): RNA-DNA hybrid ribonuclease activity; nucleic acid binding
Source: RefSeq, a predicted model, not a curated record
AUGAGAUUGUACAUAGCUGCUUCUGAUGUAACUUUAGGGAGCAUGUUGGCUCAAGAGGAUGAUAAUGGCGUCGAAAGGGCCAUUUAUUACCUUAGUAGAGUUCUAAAUGAUACAAAAACCAUAUAUAGUAUAUUCGAAAAGUUAUGCAUAUGUCUGUAUUUCUCUUGUACAAAACUAAAUCAUUAUAUAAAUCCAAUUGAUGUGUAUGUUUCGCAUCAUUUCGAUGUUAUUAAGUAUAUGUUAUCUAAACCUAUCUUACAUAGUCGAAUUGGUAAAUGGGCUUUGGCUUUGACUGAGUAUUCUUUAACUUAUAGGCCUUUAAAGGCUGUUAAGGGACAAGUAGUAGCAAACUUUAUAGUCGAUCAUUCCAUAGUACAAAACUCCUUAAAAGAUGGAACAGGCGUGGGGGUACUAAUUAUUUAUCCUAGAAAAAUUCCAAUAAAAUUCAAGUAUAAGGUUGAAGGCCUUUGUUCAAACAAUGAGGCUGAGUAUGAGGCUCUAAUAGCCGACCUUGAGAUCUUGUUGGAAUUGGGGGCAACUCGAGUCGAUAUAAUGGGAGACUCAAAAUUAGUAAUAAAAUAA